Callithrix jacchus (white-tufted-ear marmoset) is the source of this 2871-nucleotide messenger RNA. The record is from RefSeq and is a predicted model, not a curated record. Lineage: Eukaryota; Metazoa; Chordata; Mammalia; Primates; Cebidae.
CCCUUUGUGAUCAUACCACCUAGGGCACCCAUCAACCCUGGAAAGUGUCCUUGUCUCUCAGGUGCACUUAUACUGCUCUGAUCUAUGCAGAGUUCCUACGAGGAUCAGAGGCAUAAUGAAUAUCAUUGUGAUUUACAAGGACCUGGUCACGCCCUGAUCGAGCAGUGGAAUCCUGUAGGCCUGGUUGGAAUCAUCACGGCAUUCAAUUUCCCUGUGGCAGUGUAUGGCUGGAACAACGCCAUCGCCUUGAUCAGUGGAAAUGUCUGCCUCUGGAACGAAACUCCAACAACUUCCCUGAUUAGUGUGGCUGUCAUAAAGAUAAUAGCCAAGGUUUUGGAGGACAACAGGCUGCCUGGGGCAAUUUGUUCCUUGACUUGUGGUGGAGCAGAUAUUGGCACAGCAAUGGCCAAAGAUGAACGAGUGAACCUGCUGUCCUUCACUGGGAGCACUCCGGUGGGAAAACAGGUGGCCCUGAUGGUGCAGGAGAGGUUUGGGAGAAGUUUGUUGGAAGUUGGAGGAAAUAAUGCUAUUAUUGCCUUCGAAGAUGCAGACCUCAACUUAGUUGUUCCAUCAGCUCUCUUCGCUGCUGUGGGAACAGCUGGCCAGAGGUGUACCACUGCGAGGCGACUGUUUGUGCAUGAAAGCAUCCAUGAUGAGGGAAACAGACUUAAAAAGGCCUGUACACAGAUCCGAGUUGGGAACCCGUGGGACUAUGACCUUCCUUUUCUCUCUCCAGCUAAUGUUCUCUAUGGGCCACCCCACACUAAACAGGCAGUGAGCAUGUUUCUUGGAGCAGUGGAAGAAGCAAAGAAAGAAAGUGGCACAGAGGUCUAUGGGGGCAAGGUUAUGGAUCGCCCUGGAAAUUAUGUAGAACCGACAAUGGUGACGGGUCUUGGCCACGAUGCAUCCAUUGCACACACAGAGACUUUUGCUCCGAUUCUCUAUGUCUUUAAAUUCAAGAAUGAAGAAGAGGUCUUUGCAUGGAAUAAUGAAGUAAAACAGGGACUUUCAAGUAGCAUCUUUACCAAAGAUCUGGGCAGAAUCUUCCGCUGGCUCGGACCUAAAGGAUCAGACUGUGGCAUUGUAAAUGUCAACAUUCCAACAAGUGGGGCUGAGAUUGGAGGUGCCUUUGUACUAUCAACUACAGUAAGGACCUUCCUUUGGCCCAAGGAAUCAAGUUUCAGUAAAGAUGUUUUCGAUGAACAUUGCUUAAUUUGAGGUGUUCUGGCAGCUGUUUUUGAAGAAGACAAAGAAAAUUAAAAUUUUCCCUGAAUAAGUGCAUCAUUAUGACUGUGACAUUGACUAAUCCUCCAUGACUGCAAAGUCCUGAUUAAAUCAAGAGACUCAUUUUUAAGAAAUCAAAAUAAAAUUGUUACAACAUAGCCAUAUUUACUAAAAGAUGGGUUGGAUGGAUUUUUAUUACAUUUUCUUUAAAGUUAAUGAUUAUUUUGUAAUUAGAAAAUAUAGUACAUAUCAGAGUAGGAAUUUGGGAAAAUACAGACCAGAGGAGAAAACAGAAGACUUUGUGGGAGAUACAAGUGUCUCCUGAGCAAGCAGAGGGUCCGGGGGGUAAGUAUUGCUUGACAUUACCCACCUGUGGCAAGUAUUGGAUGUCGUGUGAAUGAAAGGGAGAUGCGUUCCCUUAUAUGCUUGAGAUAUAGUUCAGUAUUCAUGUGGAAUAAGUUGCAGAGCUUCAAGUGACAACAGGCAUUCAUCACAGUCAUGGCUUUUGCUCAUGAAGACUGUGUCAACUUGGAAGAGAUUAGUGGGGUAGAGAUUUUGUUCCUGUGUGGAAGUCUGCCACCUACUGGAGGAGUCUUGAGGCCAAAACUGCCUGUGCAGAAUUAUACGUGUAUCUGGAGGCUGGGUGCAGUGGCUCAUGCUUAUAAUCUCAGCACUUUGAGAGGCUGAAGCGGGUGGAUCACUAGAGGCUAGGAGUUUGAGACCAGCUUGGCUGAUAUGGUGAAACCCUGUCUCUACCAAAAAAUACAAAAAUUAGCCAGGUGUGGUGGAACGUGCCUGUAAUCCCAGCUACUCAGGAGGGUGCAGCAGGAGAAUUGCCAGGAGGCCGAGGUUUCAGAUUGCACCACUGCAUUCCAGCCUGGUCAAUAUCAAGAUCCUGUCUCAAAAAAAAAAAAAAAGGGAAUCUGGAUUUUUUUUAUAGAACCCUAGACAAUUUUCUUUAGCUACUAGGCUUCUCCAGUUGCCCUUGGAUCUGUUCUCAAUCCACAAUCCUCAGUGUGUGUGGCAGCAAGUCGUCAUAGAGAGCUGGGCGAGUUCCCUCCUUGCUGACAGUCUCACUUCUUCUCAAUGGGAUGCUGCACAGGAGCCUUUGGGCUGGUUCAGUCCAGAGGCCCCUAUUCUCCUAUCUUCCUGGCACUCUCUGCUCCCCUUUUGCCUGGCAUCCGUAUACUCCUGCCAGGUUGGACUUGGGCGGAGGCCUUUGAAGAAGACAUUUGUAGACAACCUGAUCCAUCAGGAUGUGGAGAGUUUUGGACAAAUGGCAAAAAAUUUGGAGUUGAAUUAUGGCCCAGAGAAGUUAGCAAAUGAAAAACUAAACAAUUGUAAAUGUAUCAGGGAAGCAAAGGCAUUCGUAAUAUGUCCCACGGCCAGCUGCAAGCAGCGUUUAACUAGAUAUGCUGUUGUCAAUCGUGAAUAUGAAUCAAGCCAAAUACUAGUGAUACAGCUAUUGAGAGAAGGUUGGCAAUAAGAAAUCAUGAUUGAGGGUAGGUGGGAGUGCUAAUCUUAGCUACAGAUUUCAGGUAAAACUGAUUCUGAAAGCUUUCUUUGAAACAAAUUUAUAAUUUUUCUUGUAUAUGUUGCCCAAGUACUCAAUAUUUUUGGUUCAUUAAAACAUACAUCUUCAGUUUG